UCCAACAUGAUGUUGAUCCAGGCCACGGCUUUGCUGCUCGCCUGCUGCCUUUGGCCAGCUGAGGCUCAGAAUGAUAGCAGCAGGAAACAAAGCAUCUGGGAUGAUCCCAUCAAGUUCAACACCAAGGCUAAGGACAAGUGCACCAUGAUAAUUACUGGCCAAGGGGAAAAUACAAGGCUGAGGCUGUCAUGCCAAGGAGGCAAGCGUUCCUACUGGUGCGAAUACGUGGGGAAACCUCACACCUGCAGUGCCUAUAAUAAAAACCCUCGGCACUACUUUGUCCAAAUGAUGUGGACCCUGAGAAAGCUCCACAAUGCCUGCGAGGGCCCAAAACAGCUCAAACCUCAUAUGUGCAAAAAAGCAACUGAUGACUCUCAGAUGAUCUUGUCAUCUGCUUCCGCCUCCCAGUCACAGCCAGAGGCUUCAAGUAGGAAAACGGCAGCAAGACAAGCAAAGCAGCUUGGUGGACCUCAAACUCGACCUGCACCUGCAAGGCCUGAUUCAGCAAGGCAAGCUGCUAUGAAAGGCUUUCGAAUUAAGACCACACAGAUAACAACUCCACAACCAACGACACCUCCAGCUGAAAGAUAUGCCAAGAAGGUGGCUCGACAGUAUUGCUGGAGAUCACUGCAAGGCAUCUGCUCCUUUGCCAUUGGUUUGUUUCGAAAUUAACUAAUGAGAUUAUACAUAAUUUCUGCUUAAAGAAGCCACCGGUGGGGAAACUCCAGACCAGGAAUUUGUGGGGAAAAGAACACUAGUGCCCUCAUCAGGGGAUGCAGCGGUACUGCAGUGAUUUUAUUAAGAAAACACUUUUCUCACAGAACUUUAUAUGCAUAUUCUUCCACUGAAAACAUUCCUGUAAGAACUUUACUACCUUCAUUUAUGUUUUUGCAUGAAAUAUCUGUGACAACACAAGUAUUUGCAUUUGUGUAUCAUUACCUUGAAUAUUGCAUUUUUAAGAGUGAAAAAAGUGCUGUCAAUAUAUAUAUAAAAUUAUAUUAAAUGUGAAAAUAUUA
This is a messenger RNA of Melanotaenia boesemani (Boeseman's rainbowfish), 1016 nucleotides long. RefSeq names its product fibroblast growth factor binding protein 2a (gene fgfbp2a). Gene Ontology annotation, biological process: cell-cell signaling. NCBI's taxonomy places the organism in Eukaryota, Metazoa, Chordata, Actinopteri, Atheriniformes, Melanotaeniidae. Gene Ontology annotation, molecular function: growth factor binding. The transcript has 2 exons. The record is from RefSeq and is a predicted model, not a curated record. The coding region runs from base 7 to 672 and encodes 221 amino acids.